Messenger RNA from Ostreococcus tauri, 402 nucleotides. RefSeq names its product unnamed product. The record is from RefSeq and is a predicted model, not a curated record. Lineage: Eukaryota; Viridiplantae; Chlorophyta; Mamiellophyceae; Mamiellales; Bathycoccaceae. The coding region runs from base 1 to 402 and encodes 133 amino acids. The transcript has a single exon.
AUGGCGCUUCGCGCGCGUCUCCCGCGCGCGCGCGCGUCGACGACGACGCGCGCGCGUCCGCGACGCGGGUCCACGGUCGCGCCCGUCGAUCGCGCGCGCGCGCGCGCGCGGGCGAGCGAGGACGAGGACGGGGGCGCGCCGUCGUCGACGUCGACGGGUGACCCGUUCGGGUUCGGUGACGCGCGAAACCAAGGGCCGACGCCCAUCGUCCCGGGGUUCGACACCGCGGAGGGUGGGAAGGUUGGGCCCGUGGGCACGGCGGUGAUUUCGUUGGUGUUGUUCGUCCUGUUCGGUGGGUCGUUUUUUUUCACGAGCGUCCCGAGGGGGGCGGUGGAGGAGAUGGCGCGCGCGGCGCUCGCGGACGACCCGAACGCGCCGACGAACGUCGUGUCGAGGGUGUGA